AUGGCAAAUGUGCUCAAAAAGCCUUUCAAACUUGCCCUCAUCCAGCUUGCGACAGGCCCUGACAAGACAGCCAACCUCGCUCACGCCCGCUCACGAGUCCUCGAAGCUCAUAAAGCUGGUGCAAAUUUCAUCGUACUUCCUGAGUGCUUCAACUCCCCCUAUGGCACACAAUACUUCCCUAAAUACGCUGAAACGCUACUCCCCUCCCCACCCACCGCCGAACAAUCCCCCACAUUCCACGCGCUCUCCGCCCUCGCCUUGGAAACAUCCACAUAUCUCCUCGGGGGAAGCAUACCAGAAUCAGUUCCUUCGACGAAUAAAUACCAUAACACCUCCCUACUCUUCUCGCCGGACGGCAACCUUCUAGCUACGCACCGGAAGGUGCACCUCUUCGACAUUGACAUCCCAGGGAAAAUCACAUUCAAAGAGUCGGAGGUGCUGAGUCCUGGAAACAAGCUCACACUUGUCAACAUACCACCGUAUGGCUUGGUUUCGCUCGCUAUAUGCUACGACAUUCGCUUUCCCGAGCUCGCUACCGUUGCUGCCCGGCGAGGUGCCUUCCUCCUCCUUUAUCCAGGUGCAUUCAACUUGACAACUGGGGCUUUGCAUUGGAGCCUACAGGCUAGAGCAAGAGCGAUGGACAAUCAGGUCUAUGUAGCCUCCUGUAGUCCAGCAAGGGAUAUGGAGGCUAGCUACAAUGCGUGGGGUCAUAGUAUGGUCGUCGAUCCAAACGCGGAGGUAUUGGAGGAGGCAGGGGAGGAAGAGAAUAUUGUAUAUGCGGAGUUGAGACCGGAGAGGCUUGAGGAGGUGAGGAAGGGAAUACCGUUGGAGGGACAGAGGAGGUUUGACAUCUAUCCCGACGUUAGUAGGGCCGAUAUUAAGUUAGAUGAGUAA
Molecule: messenger RNA, 894 nt
Organism: Bacidia gigantensis
Lineage: Eukaryota; Fungi; Ascomycota; Lecanoromycetes; Lecanorales; Ramalinaceae
Exons: 2
Coding region: 1-894 (297 amino acids)
Biological process (GO): oxaloacetate metabolic process; L-glutamine metabolic process
Cellular component (GO): mitochondrion
Molecular function (GO): omega-amidase activity
Source: RefSeq, a predicted model, not a curated record